Messenger RNA from Populus euphratica (Euphrates poplar), 789 nucleotides. RefSeq lists its product as uncharacterized. The record is from RefSeq and is a predicted model, not a curated record. Lineage: Eukaryota; Viridiplantae; Streptophyta; Magnoliopsida; Malpighiales; Salicaceae. The transcript has 2 exons. The coding region runs from base 155 to 586 and encodes 143 amino acids.
AAAAAAUAAUCUACAAGUCUACAUUGACUUCCAGCAAUAAUAACAAUAAUAAAUAAAUAAAAAAUGAGCGAUAUUGACUGUAAUUUCGGGAACUGUGACUGUGAUUGUGAUCCUGAUUGCUGCUGCUGCUGUCUUGAUUUUGAUCUGUGCUCUGAUGGCUGCUGCUGCUGCUGUCCUGAUUUUCAUCAGUGCUAUGAUGGCUGCUGCUCUUCGGACGGCAACCAUAGUCUCUGUUGUUGUGUCGUUUGCAUCGGAAGCAGUGAUCGUAACAGAAACCAUAGAGAUAGCGGCUUCGUCCCAUGGCUGUGUUGUUGGGAUUGCGGUUCUCGAAGGAGAAGGACAUCGUCUUCGGAAGGCCAACGGAGGCCGGAUCCGAAGCAGAACGGGACGAAGAAAGAAGAGAAAGGGAAGAAGAAAGAGCCUGGAACUUGCUGCUCAAGCCACGGGCCCUUUGAUACCUCACCAAGAUACACGCAUCAAUACGACUCCUCCGAUUGGAACAGAACCAAACAUCAGUGCUCAAGAUGUUCAUCCAUUCCACCAUCACCAUUGGACCCUCCUAGGAUGCAACAAUUUGGUAGAUUAGAUCAUGAGAAGCGUUUUAUAGGGCAUGGGAUGUAUUAUUAGGGUAUAAUGGUGAUAAUGUUGCAACCCUCUCGAUAUAUUUUCAGAUGUUUUUUAAUGGUUUUGAUAUACAUAUUCAUGUCAAAAUCAUGGAAAAUUGUUAAAAAAUAUAUAUAUAAAUUAAUACAUUUUCAGUUGAAGAUCUUGUGGAAGCCCUUUUUAAGU